AUGGCCCUGCCUGCGCGGGGGAGAGAGAGCGGGGCACCAUCAGCGCCGCCCGCAGCCACCCCGGGGACCCACCCACCUGCUGAGCUUGGCGCAGCCUGUCACCCACCCAGCCCGGCCCCAGAGCGCCCGCCCGAGCCCAGCCUGCGCCCAGCGAGCCCAGCGCCCGCCCGAGCCCAGCCUGCGCCCAGCGAGCCCAGCGCCCGCCCGAGCCCAGCCUGCGCUCAACCCGCCCAGCGAGCCCGAGCCCAGCCUGCGCCCAACGCGCCCAGCGCCCGCCCGAGCCCAGCCUGCGCCCAGCGAGCCCAGCGCCCGCCCGAGCCCAGCCUGCGCCCAACGCGCCCAGCGCCCGCCCGAGCCCAGCCUGCGCCCAGCGAGCCCAGCGCCCGCCCGAGCCCAGCCUGCGCUCAACCCGCCCAGCGAGCCCGAGCCCAGCCUGCGCCCAGCGAGCCCAGCGCCCGCCCGAGCCCAGCCUGCGCCCAGCGAGCCCAGCGCCCGCCCGAGCCCAGCCUGCGCUCAACCCGCCCAGCGCCCGCCCGAGCCCAGCCUGCGCCCACCAAGCACUCAGCGAGCCCAGCGCCCGCCCGAGCCCAGCCUGCGCCCAAUGCGCCCAGCGCCCGCCCGAGCCCAGCCUGCGCCCAAUGCGCCCAGCGCCCGCCCGAGCCCAGCCUGCGCCCAACGCGCCCAGCACCCGCCCGAGCCCAGCGCCCGCCCGAGCCCAGCCUGCGCCCAACGCGCCCAGCACCCGCCCGAGCCCAGCGCCCGCCCGAGCCCAGCCUGCGCCCAACGCGCCCAGCACCCGCCCGAGCCCAGCCUGCGCCCAACGCGCCCAGCGAGCCAAGCGCCCGCCCGAGCCCUGCCUGCGCCCAACCCGCCCAGCGAGCGCAGCGCCCGCCCGAGCCCAGCCUGCGCCCAAUGCACCCAGCACCCGCCCGAGCCCAGCGCCCGCCCGAGCCCAGCCUGCGCCCACCAAGCGCCCAGCGAGCCCAGCGCCCGCCCGAGCCCAGCCUGCGCCCAGCGAGCCCAGCGCCCGCCCGAGCCCAGCCUGCGCUCAACCCGCCCAGCGCCCGCCCGAGCCCAGCCUGCGCCCACCAAGCACUCAGCGAGCCCAGCGCCCGCCCGAGCCCAGCCUGCGCCCAAUGCGCCCAGCGCCCGCCCGAGCCCAGCCUGCGCCCAAUGCGCCCAGCGCCCGCCCGAGCCCAGCCUGCGCCCAACGCGCCCAGCACCCGCCCGAGCCCAGCGCCCGCCCGAGCCCAGCCUGCGCCCAACGCGCCCAGCACCCGCCCGAGCCCAGCGCCCGCCCGAGCCCAGCCUGCGCCCAACGCGCCCAGCACCCGCCCGAGCCCAGCCUGCGCCCAACGCGCCCAGCGAGCCAAGCGCCCGCCCGAGCCCUGCCUGCGCCCAACCCGCCCAGCGAGCGCAGCGCCCGCCCGAGCCCAGCCUGCGCCCAAUGCACCCAGCACCCGCCCGAGCCCAGCGCCCGCCCGAGCCCAGCCUGCGCCCACCAAGCGCCCAGCGAGCCCAGCGCCCGCCCGAGCCCAGCCUGCUCCCAACGCGCCCAGCGAGCCCAGCGCCCGCCCGAGCCCAGCCUGCGCCCACCAAGCGCCCAGCGAGCGCAGCCCAGCAGACGCUCGGCGCCCAGCGAGCGGGCACUGCGAAGAGCUCGGCCUGCGCCCAGUGACGAGCCCCCUGCAUCGCUAG
Gopherus evgoodei (Goodes thornscrub tortoise) is the source of this 1698-nucleotide messenger RNA. RefSeq names its product basic proline-rich protein-like. The record is from RefSeq and is a predicted model, not a curated record. Bases 1 to 1698 code for a protein of 565 amino acids. The transcript has a single exon. NCBI's taxonomy places the organism in Eukaryota, Metazoa, Chordata, Testudines, Testudinidae.